Messenger RNA from Hipposideros armiger (great roundleaf bat), 882 nucleotides. Its product is annotated as ubiquitin carboxyl-terminal hydrolase 45-like. NCBI's taxonomy places the organism in Eukaryota, Metazoa, Chordata, Mammalia, Chiroptera, Hipposideridae. The transcript has a single exon. Gene Ontology annotation, molecular function: zinc ion binding; cysteine-type deubiquitinase activity. Gene Ontology annotation, biological process: protein deubiquitination. The record is from RefSeq and is a predicted model, not a curated record.
CCGGGUAAAUAACAGAUGCAGGUGAAAGAGCCAUCCAAAGCUUUACCUGAGAAAGCCAAAAGAAGUAAAAGGCCUGCUAUAUCUCAUGAUGAAGACUCUUCAGAUGACAUUGCUGGUUUCACUUGUUAACAUGUAAGUCAUGCUGUCAGUGUGAAUCAUGUGAAAAGAGCAAUAGCUGAGAACCUGUGGUCAGUUUGCUCAGAAUGUUUAAAAGAAAGAAGAUUUUAUGAUGGACAGCCAGUACUUCCUUCCGAUAUUUGGUUGUGCUUCAAGUGUGGCUUUCAGGGAUGUGGUAAAAACUCAGACAGCCAGCAUUCAUUGAAACACUUCAAGAGUUGGAGAACAGAGCUUCAUUGUAUUAUAAUUAGUCUGAGCACAUGGAUUAUAUGGUGUUAUGAGUGUGAUGAAAAGUUAUCAACGCUUUGUAAUACGAAGGUUUUGGCUCAGAUAGUUGAUUUUCUCCAGAAACAUGUUUCUAAAACACAAACAAGUGCAUUUUCUAGAAUCAUAAAACUUUGUGAAGAAAAAUGUGAAACAGGUGAAAAAAAGAAGGGAAGAAAAGGCAGCAGUGUAACAUCUGUAAAAGGAACUACGAAUUUAGGAAAUACUUGCUUUUUUAAUGUAGUCAUGCAGAACUUGGCACAGUCUUACAUUCUUACUGAACUGAUGAAUGAGAUCAAAGAAAAUGGUACAAAACUCAAGAUUUUUCCUUCCUCAGACUCUCAGCUGGAUCCAUUAAUAGUGGAACUUUCAAGCCCUGGACCAUUGACCUCAGCCUUGUUCCUGUUUCUUCACAGCAUGAAGGAAACUGAAAAAGGACCGCUUUCUCCUAAAGUUCUUUUCAAUCAGCUUUGUCAGAAGUGGGUGCAUGCACAUUCUUAA